AUGGGGUCAGAUAUUCGCAAUAGGGGGGGAAGUUUAUCGCAGGAGGUUGUGGACAGGAAAUCAGACAAAGAAGAAGACAAGGCAUCUUCUCUUGUCUUGAAGCAGGCUCACAGACAUAUUAGGGAGAGUACGUUUCAAGAUUCAAGCAUAAAACAGUGGAAGGAUUCUCGGAGGGUUACGUUUACGUUAGGAGCGGUAAUUGGGUUGCUGGUAGCCCUAUAUUGUGGGACAAUUGUCCACCAACAGACGUACGAGGGGUUAGACAAAUAUGUUAAUUUUGAGCUGUUGCAGGACUACAUGUCAGAUUGGAGAGGAGCUGUACCAUCGACGAUCACGUCAUUGAUUGCUGAUUUUCAACUUAGGGAUACACACAAGGCUGCAUCUGCUGAUUUGACUACAUCGUUUGCGAUCGGGAGGCAGUUACAACGUGAGCAGGAACUCAGUGACAAGUUUCCGGUGAUUUUAGUUCCGGGUGUUACGUCAACUGGAAUAGAAUCGUGGGGUUUACAUAAAGACGAUGAGUGUGAUAGUGAACCCCAUUUUAGAAAGAGGCUAUGGGGGUCGUUCUAUAUGUUGAAGACGAUGGUUCUGGAUAAGACGUGCUGGUUAAAACAUGUGAUGUUGGAUCCUGUGUCCGGGUUAGAUCCGCCCUACUACAAAUUACGUGCUGCGCAAGGGUUUGAAGCUGCUGAUUUCUUUAUGGCUGGCUUCUGGAUUUGGAAUAAGGUGCUACAGAACUUGGGGGCUAUUGGAUAUGAGCCGAACAAGAUGACUACGGCUGCUUAUGACUGGAGGUUGGCCUAUCUCGAUUUGGAACUGAGAGAUCAGUACUUCAGCAAAUUAAAGUCCCAUAUUGAGAUAACUUACAAGGCCACUGGAGAGAAAAGUGUACUUAUAGGCCAUUCGAUGGGCGCUCAGGUCAUCUUCUACUUUUUGAAAUGGGUUGAGGCCGAUGGCAAGAACUAUGGAAACGGAGGCCCAGGCUGGGUCAGUAAACAUAUCGACUCUUUUGUAAAUAUCGCAGGGACUUUGUUGGGUGUGCCUAAGGCUGUUCCUGCAUUGAUCAGCGGAGAAAUGAAGGAUACAAUCGAUUUGAAUACGCUUGCCAUGUACGGCUUGGAGAAAUUCUUCAGCAGAAAGGAACGCCUAGAGCUAUUGCAAACAUGGGGUGGCAUCCCCUCAAUGCUCCCCAAGGGAGGCAACUUGAUAUGGGGUAACAUGGACUAUUCCAUUGAGGAUGUUUUGCACAACCACACCAACGCCCACGGCAACUUCAUUCGUUUCGACACUGUCAAGGGCCCGCUCUCCAGCAAAAACUUGACCAUGGAAGAUGCAAUCCAAUACAUAAUGGACCUAUCUCCACCAUGGCUAAAUGCACGCAUAAGAGACCAAUACUCCUACGGCCACGCAGAGUCUGUGGAAGAACUAAUCGAAAACGAAAAACACCACUCACACUGGACCAACCCUCUGGAAGUCCCCCUCCCAAACGCCCCCGAUAUGAAGAUCUACUGUCUAUACGGCGUCGGCCUCCCCACAGAAAGAGACUACGUCUACAAGGAGGAGGCCAAGGACUCCGGCCUCAACGUCACCAUCGCCUAUGAGCACGAAACCCCCGUCUUCUUCACCGAGGGCGACGGAACCGUCCCCCUAGUCACCCACACAAUGUGCCACAAGUGGGCCCUCGGCGCCUCCCCAUACAACCCCGCCGGCAUCAACGUCACCAUCGUCGAAAUGCUCCACCAGCCUGAACGCUUCGACAUCAGGGGAGGAGCAAAAAGCGCAGAGCACGUCGAUGUCCUGGGCCGUGCUGAACUAAAUGAAUACAUAUUGAAAAUUGCUGCAGGUAAAGGCGACUCCAUCGAGCCUCACUACAUCACAAAUAUGACAGAAUGGGUAAAAUCAGUCCCAUUCCCCUUAUCAUAG
Molecule: messenger RNA, 1923 nt
Organism: Eremothecium cymbalariae DBVPG#7215
Lineage: Eukaryota; Fungi; Ascomycota; Saccharomycetes; Saccharomycetales; Saccharomycetaceae
Gene: LRO1
Product: phospholipid:diacylglycerol acyltransferase
Exons: 1
Coding region: 1-1923 (640 amino acids)
Biological process (GO): triglyceride biosynthetic process; lipid storage
Cellular component (GO): perinuclear endoplasmic reticulum; cytoplasm
Molecular function (GO): phospholipid:diacylglycerol acyltransferase activity
Source: RefSeq, a predicted model, not a curated record